AUUGAAUUGUGUAGCCUGUAUUGCCAAGUCUCAGUCAUCAUUGUGAUUAAGACAUUUUUUUUAUUUUUUUGUUGAUGAUGUUUAAUAAAUAUUCCACAUUGCUAUAAUUGUUGCAGCAUAUUUUUGGUGCAUGCAACAGAGUGCAUAAUAUCUGCUGAAUUCUAAUAGCACUGCGUCUAUUUUCUCCCCCAGACACACACUUGAUAAUAUUUAUAGUAAACCAGCAUCACGAUGUGUGUACAUACACAACACAACACAACACAACACAACACAGCCCUUCCUCUGUUUCCUAAACUCAGACUGCAUCCUCUGCUGAAGAAUGACCGUAUGCUCAGCUCACAGGAACAUGAGGAAAAGUCUGAUACAGGUGUUUGGAUUCUUGAUUUCUACUUUUGGCUGGCUGUUUGUGAGCUGCACGCUAGCCAUGGACUACUGGCGAAUCUUCUAUGUAGGCGGCAAAGGCGGCAACUGGAUGAUCAAGGGGACGUGGUACUGGUCGAACCUGUGGAAGGACUGUGUGGUGGACACCUCGUCCGUCACUAACUGCAGAGACUACGAUGUGCUGUGGGCCGUCACACCGUAUGUUCAGGGGGUCCGAGGCCUGCUUCUGAUCGGCAUGAGUCUGGGGCUUGUGGCGGCUGUGCUCUGCUUUAUUGGGAUGGACUGCACAUACAUCGGUGGAAGUGAGAAAAACAAAGACAGAAUAUUAUUUUUCGGAGCAGCUUUUCAUUUUGUUGGUGGUGUGUCGGCGCUUGCGGCGUAUUGUUUAUACACAAACAGGGUCGUCAGCACUGCCUUAUCACCCGCUGUUGACAGAAGUGUUAUGAGGUAUGGGUUAGGAACUCCAAUUUUCUUUGGAUUGAUUGGAAGUUUCUUUAUAAUUCUUGGAUCUGUAUUAUAUGCUGUGACAAUCAUCGCGAACAGUAAGUUGACAGUAUUUGGCAGGAAAGCAGACGGCCCUCCAUCGGCGAGUAAAGCCCUGUACACGUCUGAAUACUACACCCCGUCCAGACCAUCUGUCCAUCUCAGCCAGUCCAGCGGCUCUCGGGUCACCAGGGAGAACAUAGCUCCCAGAGACACAUUCGUGUGAACUUUACAAAAGCUCUGUAACAUUGCAAUCAAGUCUGUUCUGCGAAAUCUCAAUUUAUUUUUCAAAUGUAGUAUUAUAAUAAAAAAGUAAAUUCAUGGCUCCACUGGCUUCAGUGAUUUCAGUCAUUGAUC
This is a messenger RNA of Carassius carassius (crucian carp), 1221 nucleotides long. RefSeq names its product claudin 10-like 2 (gene cldn10l2). The record is from RefSeq and is a predicted model, not a curated record. The transcript is spliced from 5 exons. The coding region runs from base 320 to 1090 and encodes 256 amino acids. Gene Ontology annotation, cellular component: bicellular tight junction; plasma membrane. NCBI's taxonomy places the organism in Eukaryota, Metazoa, Chordata, Actinopteri, Cypriniformes, Cyprinidae. Gene Ontology annotation, biological process: cell adhesion; bicellular tight junction assembly. Gene Ontology annotation, molecular function: structural molecule activity.